Molecule: messenger RNA, 2604 nt
Organism: Glarea lozoyensis ATCC 20868
Lineage: Eukaryota; Fungi; Ascomycota; Leotiomycetes; Helotiales; Helotiaceae
Product: ATP-dependent DNA ligase DNA-binding protein
Exons: 2
Coding region: 1-2604 (867 amino acids)
Biological process (GO): DNA biosynthetic process; DNA recombination; lagging strand elongation
Cellular component (GO): DNA ligase III-XRCC1 complex
Molecular function (GO): DNA binding; ATP binding; DNA ligase (ATP) activity
Source: RefSeq, a predicted model, not a curated record
AUGGCAAGCCCAGCGAAAAAGCGGAAGUUGAAUAACGACCCAAAACUAAAAGCCACGCCAGCGCGAACGCUUGAUCACUUUUUUGGGAAGAAGAACUCCGGCUCAUCAUCAAAGAUCGAUGAUUCUCCUGUUGUAGCUGCAGAGAAUUCUGAAGUCACUACCUCAUUGACGGACGAGCAGUUGGCAAGAAAAUUACAGGCAGAAUGGGACAGAGAAUCUUUUGGGGCAAGCACUGUGUGGAAUGGCGAUUCCAAGGAGAGAAGUGAUGGAAUCUCACCGAAAACACCAAACGAAGCAAUCGAUGAGACGCGAUUGUUAUCAAAGCAGGCGCGAAAGGACAUUCCGGAUUUGGAUGGCAUAGUCGCUACAGAUUCGGUAGCCAAACCAAAAACUAAAAAUACACUGACCUUACAAGCGGCUGGGACGGCCGAAGAUACACUUUCCUCUAGUAUACCCUUCGACCAAAGUCCCUUGACUUUCGAUCCUUCAAAAUAUGUCCAAGAGUUGCAAGGACAUUGGGCCGCGGACGGCGGCAACGCAUCUUACGCCCUUCUUACGAGAUGUUUUGUCCUUGUAAAUAGCACCCAAAGCCGUAUCAAGAUUGUAGACACACUUGUCAAUAUGCUGCGAGUCAUUAUUGAGGCAGAUCCAGACAGUCUUCUGCCUACGGUGUGGUUAGCGACCAACAGUAUAUCACCGCCAUACAUAUCGCUUGAACUCGGCCUCGGUGGUUCUGCAAUUUCUAAAGCCCUCAAGAAUGUAUGUGGACUGGACAGCAAAUCACUCAAAGCUUUGUACGACAAGGUUGGGGACGCUGGUGAUGUUGCCUUUGAGGCGAAGAAGAAACAGAGUUUCACGCUGCGGAAGCCCAAGCCUCUUACAAUCAAGGGCGUGUAUCAAUCUUUAGUAAAGAUUGCUAAUACUCAAGGCACUGGUAGCGGAGAAGUGAAGCAGAGAAUCGUCGAUCGACUCCUGCAAGAUGCCAGGGGUGCAGAAGAGAGUCGAUACGUAGUCCGCACAUUGUGCCAGCAUCUUCGUAUCGGUGCAGUAAAGACUACAAUGUUGAUUGCGCUAUCAAGGGCAUUUCUGCUGUCAAAGCCUCCUGGUGCAGACUUUCCAUUAAGAUCCCCUCAACAGCUCUCUACACUAAAGAAGGAAGCAUUGGCAGAGGUGUGGGCAAAACCAGAAGAAAUUGUCAAAGCGUGCUUUGCAAAGAGGCCCAAUUACAAUGAUCUGAUUCCUGUUCUGCUUGAAAUUGGCGUUUGUGAGGAGCUGCUCAUCAGAUGUGGAUUAGCAUUACAUAUUCCUCUGCGGCCAAUGUUGGGUAGCAUUACUCGAGAUUUAUCAGAAAUGCUCACUAAGCUUCAAGGCCGUGACUUUAGUUGUGAGUACAAAUACGAUGGUCAGCGUGCGCAAGUGCAUUGCGAUGACCAGGGCAAAGUGUCAAUAUUCUCACGUCACCUCGAACUCAUGACCGACAAGUACCCCGAUCUUGUCGAUCUGAUACCCAAGAUUCGUGGAGACGGUGUUUCAAGCUUCAUCAUGGAAGGCGAAGUGGUUGCUGUGGAUCAGGAAUCUGGCGAACUGAAAACAUUUCAGGCACUUUCCAAUAGGGCACGCAAAGAUGUAGCUAUUGGAAGUGUAAAGGUUUCCGUUUGCUUGUUUUCAUUCGAUCUGAUGUAUCUCAACGGAGAGUCACUGCUCAGCCGGCCUUUUCGAGAACGGCGAGAAUUAUUGAGAAGCCUGUUUACAGAAGUCCCGAACCGCUUCACCUGGGUCAAGAGCAUAGAUGCAACUUCACAAGAUUCCGAAACCGUUCUUGAGUUUUUCAAGAGCGCCACAGAUAUCAAAUGCGAAGGGAUUAUGGUCAAGAUUCUUGACAAUCUUCCAAAUCCUAAUUUGAUAGCAGAUGUAGAAGACACAGAGGCUGCGGACGCAAUAGAAAAGUCGGCAAGAUCGAAAACGAUAAAAAAGAACGCUCCAGAAAACGUACCAGAAAAGAAGACCCGGCGCAAGGCUCUUCUGGCAACCUACGAACCAGACAAACGUCUCGACUCUUGGCUUAAAGUCAAGAAGGACUACUCAACAACCUUCGAUACGUUAGAUCUGAUUCCUGUCGCUGCAUGGCACGGACAGGGACGAAAAUCCCAGUGGUGGUCUCCUAUCCUUCUUGCAGUACGCAAUGAAGACUCUGGAUCUCUCGAAGCGGUCUGCAAAUGCAUAUCCGGGUUCACGGACACGUUCUACAAAGCUAAUCGCGAAUUCUAUAAUCCGGGUAACGAGAACACAUUAGGCUCAAAACCAGGUUACGUCGAAUAUGAGGGAGGCAACCCGGAUGUAUGGUUUGAGCCAAAAGAGGUCUGGGAGAUGGCGUUUGCGGACAUUACGUUGAGUCCGGUAUACACGGCGGCUAUUGGAUUGGUUUCCGAGGAGAGGGGGUUGAGUCUGAGAUUUCCGAGAUUCUUGAAGAAGAGGGAAGAUAAGGGGAUUGAGGAAGCUAGUACGAAUGAGUUUCUAGCUGGCUUGUGGAGGAAGCAGGAGGAGAAGGCUCCAGCUGCUGGUGCGAAGGGUGAGAUUGAGGGAGGCGAGGAUGAUGAUGAUUAG